Corythoichthys intestinalis (scribbled pipefish) is the source of this 11174-nucleotide messenger RNA. It is a transcript of the gene rab11fip3, whose product is annotated as RAB11 family interacting protein 3 (class II). The transcript is spliced from 14 exons. Gene Ontology annotation, molecular function: calcium ion binding. Gene Ontology annotation, biological process: endocytic recycling; regulation of cytokinesis. Lineage: Eukaryota; Metazoa; Chordata; Actinopteri; Syngnathiformes; Syngnathidae. Bases 1039 to 4182 code for a protein of 1047 amino acids. Gene Ontology annotation, cellular component: recycling endosome membrane; endocytic vesicle; midbody. The record is from RefSeq and is a predicted model, not a curated record.
AGGAUGACGAAGAGGAAGAGGAGGAGUAGGGCUGGGAUGCUGAUGCGAGAGGGAACUCGUACGUGACAGCGUCGGCGGUCAAACGAUGGGAAAUCUCGCCAUUUAAUCCUGUAUUUUUGUUUCAUCGGAACAAGAAGACAUCUUCGUGGAAAGAUUUGUUUGGGGGUGUGAAUCAGCCGAUUUGUCACGGUUGCCUGUUGGCCUUCUGGAGCAUUGAUACAGGUGGAUUUCCGCCGGAGGAAAAAAACAACCAAACGCCGAAUGUACAUAUCCACGACGGCUACGUACGCGAAUCUACUGACAUUGACGGUGACCUAUUUUUUUCUAAGUGAUUUUUCCAAGGAAUUGGAUAGCGGACGGAGGGUUUGGCCUGGUAGUGAGCUAAUAGGCUAAUUUGGGCUAGCUCGACAACUAGCCAAUGACGAGGAGGUGGUGGGAUGCUUAAAAGGAGGAGUUAAUCGUAGUUUUUUUCCUACUUCGCGCAGGAUAAGUGCUUGACAAUCUUGUAACAAUGGUAGGAAAACGCCAACGCGGCCAAAUGUUUCUGACUUAACCGGUUGUGUUGUUUCCCCUUACUCUCUCAAGGGGAUACGAAAUAAUCGAUUGAGUUAGUGUUGACAAGACACUUGUUAUAACUCGAUUUUUUUGGGGUUCGGUAGCAUGAAUUUAUUAUUCAUGUCAGCUUCCCGAUUUGAACUUUAAACGAUGCUUAGGACGAGACAGCGAGAUUUGGGGAAAGUCAUGAGUGGACCUGCCAUGCCCGAAAUGCACCAAGUGAGUCAACUCGAUUUUAAGUUGUGAAGAUUUAGAUAUGGCUUAGACGUCAAAUUCCAAUACAAAAUGAGUGCGAUAUUAGCUAAUAUCUGUGUUGGCUGUGCUUGUCAACCUGUCAAGUUAAAAAACAUUGUAAAACGUGUAUUCACUUAACAGUUACCCACGCAACACUGACGCAAAUGUUGUGUUUAACCCGUGUUUUUCGUUAUUUAAAGUACUGCAUUUCAAUUUGGUUUCAACCUAAAGCACCAGUAGUCACAGUAAAUGGAACCCACGGUGGUUUCUAGCCCUUUGGGGCAUACGCAAACGUUUCCUCUUGGAUUUCUCACCCUAGAUUCAAACAAUGGAGGUGUGCUGUGUCAGAACAAUAGUGGCCAGACAGGUUUGCGUUUUGGCGACCCCACUAUGACGUCGCAACAAAGUGAAAUGGAUGAAGUCUACCAGGAAGCACCGGUGGAGUUGGACAAACUUUUGUACAUAUCCGAUUAUCCGUGUGGAGAUUUGUUUUUCGAAGAGCGACAACACACUCCUUCUGAAAUGUCACCUCAGUCGGAAAGAAACAAGGAACCAGAUGAAAACACUGACUUCAUGCUUUCCUGGCUUUUUUCACCCAACCUUACUGAUGUGGUCGGGAAAAACUUUGCAUUUGACGAGGCCAACCUCAAUGGACAGACUGAGCUAAUAAUCAACAGUAGCGCGACGGUACUGUGUACACAAUCUAAGUGGAAUCCUGAAUCAAACCCGACAGAUUCACUUAUUUCAAUAGACCUGCCCGCAAUUGAUCAGGAUACUGUUGCCUCAGAGUCGUUUAGUGAGUCACAUGGUGUCAGCGAAGGACUGGUACACCUGUCACAGGAGGAGCAUGGCAGUGUGACAGCGUCACAUGAAACUGGAGACAAAGGUUUAUUCCCUGAUCAAGUGACAGCUUUGUCAGUAAACAGUAGCUCGAUUCCACUAGGGCUACCUGAGAACAGUCUACCACUAAACCACAGCAGAACACCUGAAGGAUCUUUGUUGGAUUUAGUGGGUCCAGAACUGGAUAACGGCCCGGUUCUUUGUCCUGAUAAUCCAAAAGGUGCACUGUUGGAUCUAACCCAGGAUUCCAAUGUGGAACAUGUUGCCCUUACAGAAUUCAGGACUUUAGAGCAACCAGAUGAGAGGGACUCAUCUCCUGUGAUUUUGUCGAGGACAGGUCCACUGUCUGAUAAUGCCUUGGUCCAAGGUGAUCUCAGCUGUGGGAGCGUCUCUGUGGAAAGUACUUCAAAUGAUUUGAUGGAAAGCCCAUUAUGCUCUGUGGUUGAGCAUCAAGCCAGCGAAGCAAUGGCUUUGGAUUUUUGUUUGACCACUGACAGCGUCCACAGUGAUGAAACAUGGAUCUUAAAGACGGAGGGAGUACACGGUGAAGUUCCUUCUGAUGUGGCGCCAGACCAAAGGGAAGAGGAACAGGCGCCUCCUGUUAACCAUCGCCAAGAUUUUAAUGUUUUGGAGUUGAACGGUAUUAAUGAAAACAGUAGAUGGACAAGUGAGCAAAAUGUGGAAACCGUUUCCCUCUCUAAGAUGGUGGGAGAUGACUCACUGCCAAUUGUUUCAGUUGUGAACACGAGCGAGAAAGAUGCCUCCCCUUUAAAAACUGUAUUCGAUGCUUUAGACCAGGACGGUGACGGCUUUGUUCGCAUUGAGGAGUUUAUGGAGUUUGCUGCUGCCUAUGGUGCUGAUCAGGUCAAAGAUCUGACCAAGUUUUUGGAUCCCAGUGGUCUGGGAGUAAUCAGCUUUGAAGACUUUCACCGGGGAAUUUCCGCUAUCAGCAAUGGAGGUCCAGAGCCACAGCUGUACAGUGCGCACUACAGUCCAGGCGACGGAGCUGUCGGGUGUCCAGAAGAAUAUGACGAGCAAAAUGAGGUGACAGACAGCGCAUACCUGGGUUCAGAGAGCACGUACAGCGAAUGCGAGACCUUCACCGACGAGGACACCGGUGCCCUCGUGCCCCCUGAGAUGCACGAGGAUGUGGACACGGACAGUGGUAUCGAGGCAGCUCUUCACGACCCUGAAGAGGCCAUAAAUAGGUUCUCCCUCAACUCAGAACUGCACAACGCCUCCCUCGUGGCUGUCAUCGGUGGUGAGGAGGAGCAUUUUGAGGAUUUUGGGGAGAGCAAUAACUCUGAGCUACUGUUGGAAAGUGGUGAAGACGGCACUGAUGGCGCGGUCGAUUGCCCUCUGGCACAGACCCCUCAGCAGAUCGAUGUCGCCUCCCUGCUGUCUCCAAGUGCACCCGUUCCUCUCCCCGACUGCUUUCAGAGCUUCCUCAAGGAGGAGGCGCUGGACUUUUUCUGUAGCCAGUGUCACAAACAAAUAAGUCGCCUGGAGGACCUCUCCACUCGUCUCAAUUUCCUAGAGAUGACUAGUGCUGGCAAGAGGCUGUCCAGCAAGAAGGUGGCAAGACAUCUUCUGCAGAACAGCUCAAUAACGCUGGACACUGUCAGCGACUUAACCCGCGACAUCCUUGAGUUGGCUGAUAAUGACAUCACAGACAAGAUGCUACUCCUCGAGCGCCGUGUGGCAGAGCUGGAGAAGGACUCUGAAACUUCGGGGGAGCAGCACGCUCGUCUGAGGCAGGAGAAUCUUCAGCUGGUGCAUCGUGCCAACGCCUUUGAGGAGCAGCUGAAGGAGCAGGAGCUUCUCGCUGAUGAGCAGUUGCAAAACGAGAUCCGGCGCCACAAGGAAGCUCUGAGCAAGCUGGAGAGGGAGAAAGGGUUGGAGUUGGAAAACCUGCAGGCCAGAUGGAUGCAACUGGAUGAAGAAAAUUGCGAACUGAGGUCCUGUGUUCCUUGUCUACGGGCUAACAUCGAGAGGCUCGAGGAAGAGAAACAGAAGCUCGAAGAUGAGGUGGACAUAAUGAACGACAAGUGGCAAAAUGAAAUGGAAACCAGGCAAAAGAUGACUGACAAGCUGAGCCAUGAACGGCAUCAGACCCAAAAGGAAAAAGAGAGCACGCAGGAGUUGAUUGAGGACCUACGUAAGCAACUGGAACACUUGCAGUUGUACAAGCUGGAGGCCGAAGCAAAGCGAGGCCGCUCACCCAGCGCCGGACUGCAAGAGUAUCAAACCCGUACUAGAGAGGCAGAACUGGAGCAAGAGAUCAAAAGACUCAAGCAGGACAACCGCAGCUUGAAGGAGCAGAACGAUGAGCUGAAUGGCCAAAUCAUCAAUCUGAGCAUUCAGGGAGCCAAAAGCCUCAUGUCUGCUUCCUUUUCUGACUCCUUGGCAGCUGAGAUCAACUCUGUGUCUCGCUCUGAGUUGAUGGAGGCCGUCCACAAGCAGGAGGAGAUCAAUUACAGACUCCAGGACUACAUUGACAAAAUAAUUGUGGCCAUCAUGGAGUCCAACCCUUCCAUCCUUGAGGUCAAAUAGGCGUCACCUAGAUGGAGGGGAACAAAGCGACACAGUGACCUCAUCGUGAAUAAAAACAAGUAAUCCUCCACAAUAAUAGAAGAUUAUUAUAUUUGUAAGUGUGUAUGUGCGUGUCAGGUUCUGGUGACUUCCAUGUGUUUUGGCCAGAGGAACCUGACGCUAACGUGUGAAACUAAAUCAUCCCACAGCCCCUUCAUCCUUAAAUUUUGACUUUAAAAGAAGGAUUAGGUAAUUACUAGUAUAUACCUUGAAGGCCUUAAAUUUGGAGGUGAUCAAAUACAUCCUACUACUCGCCUCAGUUGAAACUGGAAUUGUUGGGAUUUGCACCAUCGUCUCCUGAGCUAAGCUGCUGGCGUAUGGUAUGAAUCACUGGUCAGCUGCUUUUGACUUUUUGGGGGCACUGGCUAAAUUAUAAAUGGCGUUUUUGUUGUUGUUGUUAAUUUACAAUGAAACAAGGGUCCUGGAACUCCGGUGGGCUGGAAAGUCAGAACUAUAUAGCAAUGUUUUUCCCAACCUUCAUUUACUUGUCAUUAGACAAUGUCACAAAAGUGACUACACAGAUACAUACAUAAUUUACCUUCUGUCAUCUAGUAGCUAUUCGACAAAGAUACAUAAUUUGCAGUAAAUACAAUUUUCAUAAACUGGAUAAUAUCUCACUUUGGUUGGAAAUCAAAACUAAGAGUAUUGACGCCAAAAAAGGCCCAAUCUGGUUCCAGUGUCCACUUGCUGAGUUUGUGUUUUGUUUUGUUUUUUUGUGAAUUAUUGUCAAUGAAACUGUCAAUACAAAAAAUAUGUUUAACUGGUUAUAUGUGAAGAAUAUGGAAAACUUUAUGAACAUUUAUUUGAUACCCAGUCUAUGUACUGUUAUUGUUCUCAUCAGUAACACAAUUCAGCGUAUUUAUAGAAUGACUCUCUCACCCCAAAUGUUUUUCUCUACUACUAGUGCCACUUUUGACCUACUACACACCUACUACAUCUUAGUAAACUACUGUCUUUCAGUAGUACCACUUCUAGGCCCAACAAAUAAGUUUCCAUGUCUGGUAUCCAUCUGUCUUUCACAUACAGUCAAUCUAUUUUGCAGUUUAAAUGGAUUGGGCGGCUGUCAAUAGUGCACUCUUUAUUCUUAGAAAUCCUAAUUCCUGCUAGUUGGGUCUAGUAGUGUUACUAAUAUAGUACACUGGUUUACUAGUAAGGCUAAAUUGCAUAAUAAUAUGCUAAAUGUAGAACUAGUAAUGAACAAAAAACCUGCGAGUCAUUUUACAACUGCACUGUUUAUUCUUAAUAUCAACUCAUUUGCUGUUGUUGACGGCUGGCUACGAAGUUUGCUGCCAACCCUCCCAGUCAAAAUGGAUUGGACAUCUAUCGUCCUCAAUGGACACAAAUUAAUAUAUAGGGUGGGGCAGAGCAACUUUCUUAUUUAGAUUUGGCGCCCUGAAGCCGUGGUUGCUCUGAGGAUGGUAGGGAUGGACUUAUUUGAAAGGGUGGGGCUUAAAGUUUGGUUUUUAAUGUGCGUUAUUUAGUUUAUUUUUAAGGAACCCCAGUGAGCAUCAUGAAGUGGACAAAGUUGGAACGCGCUUCGCUGUUGAGGCAUUUUUUCCAAGCGGUCGUUCAAUUGUCGCAACGCAACAUGCGUUUCAUAGACAUUUUAAUAUUGCUUCCCCGUGGUCGUGUUCCUGGCCGGAAGUCGAUUAUUUCAUGGGUAAACAACUUCAGGGAAACUGGUGAUGCAAAGAAAAAGAAACCUGGCCUACCACGAACAGCAAGGACACCCCAAAACAUUGACGCUGUGAGACAUUCUGUUUUGAGAUCUCCCCAAUGGUCUGCCCGCAAACACGCAUCUGUUCUUGGGGUGUCUGCUCGUUGUGUGGGACGAAUCCUCCAUGAAGAAUUGAAAUUUUGGAAUGGAAUGCACGUUACGCUGCAUUAAGAACCAAACUUUAAGCCCCACCCUCUCAAAUAAAUCCGUCCCUACCAUCCUCAGAGCACCCAUCGCUUCAGGGCGUCAAAUUUAAAUAAGCAAGUUGCUCUGCCCCACCCUGUAGUACAUUGAUGUUGACCUGGAUUUCUUUCAAGAAAAUGGGAGAAAGGUUUGAACAGCUUUUAUACUAGAGUCAAAUGCACUUUGCACUAAAUUUUGUUUGGAUUAUGUUGUUUUUUUCUUAUGAAUUGAAGGGAUGAAAAAGCAAAUCUACAAAUUUGUGGGAUUUUAAGCGCGCUCAGGUGCGGGCUCAUGCAAUGACCAAUUUACAAGGCAAUCAGAACUGCCACAUUUCAUCAGAAUUACUUGGUUUUGCUUUCACGUCACAAAGAUUACAUCAUUAGGUGGACUCUGGACUUCUCUGGAUGAUGCGUGGAGCAAACCUUCAAUGUAAUUUUUCACCCACGUGUUGGACACCAAUGCUGCAUUCAUCUGGAUUUUGAAGGACUCAUGAACAAUGGAUCGAAGUUAUAGCUUUUAAUGUUGGGUGAGAAAAACUGUCCAGCUUUGCUUUCUGCACAAAACUUGCUCACUUCAAUGUCACCCACAAUUCUUCACCUGCCACUCCUUGGAAUAUGGCCUUGGAUGUAAAUGACUUGUAAAGUUUUUUCUACGCUCAUUCUAGAUUGUAGGUAUUUUUUUAGACAGAGGGGAACAACAACAAAAACAUUUAUUUUUCUCAUCUUUUACGGUGAGAAAAACGGUGAGGCUGCCUGUAUUCCAUUUCUAGCAUGUAGCGUGUACAGUUUUUCUUUAUCGGAAAUCACAGAUAUUUAUUCAGUAAGUGACACAACAACACACUUGUUAUCUAUUCUGCAAAAUCUUUUUGUUUUGAGGCGAUAUUUAAUACACAGUGAUUUAAGAGAAAUGUGCAUAUCAUCUCAGCGUGUGCGUAAUAAUUUGCUGCAAGAAGUCAUUAAUUGAGGUAGUGUAUAUUAUCGUGACCGCGCGAGGGUCCAGCUUUGAGUCGUCUUCCCGUUUUGAAGUCAGGUACUGCAUGGAAACACUGAUUUUCAUUAUAUACUUCUUACCUAUCCAGGCUACUGACAAUAUUUUGUCACUUUGAGUGCGGUUGGAGCAUUUUCUUCAUUUGAUUUACUACCCCUGCAAUGGUUCUCACCACCAUAUUUAUUGUGACAUGCACAGUUUGAAUUUUAAAACAGUGUUUAAAUCUUGUAAAAAAAAAAAAAAGUCCCUGUAAAGUAAAAAUGAGUUUUCUAAAUGUGACACACAAUAAAGAAGCCGUGAACACAAGGCACUCCAAAACGGUUGACGCGACAAAAAAAAAAAAAAUUCCACCCAUUCUUGCAAUACGAAAGGCUGACAACGAACAGUUCCAAAACUGCCAGGUGGCUAUUUGAAAAUACGAUGCUUUUCUGGUUAAUAUGUUUUGAACAAAGCUGCUGGUGUUCAUAUAUCGUGAGGACUUCUGUCAGACUACAGUGAUCCCUCGCUACUUCGCCCUUCAAACUUCGCGCCCUCAGUCCAUAGCGGAUUUUUUUUUUUUUUUCUAUAAAUUAUAUGCAGAUGAGCUGCUAACCCGAGCAGAUCGCGUAGUCUCCCUCUCCUUACCUCCCUCUCCCUGCUCUUUGUUGGUCAGGCAAAGAGUGCACUGGAGUUACUUAUUAAAUUCAACGAUGAUUGACAGACGUUUAAUGUUUGCUCUUGCCAGAGAAGCGAAAUUCAAAGCUUUGCAUGCAUCAAUCAUCGUUUAACUUGUUAAACAGUUGCUGUGGCAACUCUUGUGUACACUGGAAAAAACACUUCUAAAACGAGUAGAAAAUUACUUGAAAUGAGAAGAUUUGCUUAUAACAAGAAAAUUUUGCCAAUGGAACGAGAAAUUUUUGUCUUGGUAAGUAUUCUUAAAAUGAGACAUCCAUUCAGGAUGAAUGAGAUUUUAAAACUAGUUAUAUUUUACUGUAUUUUACUUCUUACCAAGACAAAAAUUGCUUGUUCUAUUGGCUGAAUUUUCUUACUUGUUAUAAGCAAAUCUUCUCAUUUCAAAUCAUUUUUGACUCAUGUUGGAAGUGACAUUUUUUCCAGUGUAAGUGAGCAGCUGGAGCGAUUUUAGGUGGGCCCACUCAAUGAAGCAUUUAAUAAAGCCAAGCAUUUUUCUGCUUUAUUCUUGUUCAAAAAAUAAUGCGGUGGGACAAUAACAUGUUUAUAAUUUAUCAUAAUCAUUACAUUUUAAGUGCUUAAAAAACAUUUAUUAAAAAAAAAAAAAAAUAUAUAUAUAUAUAUAUAUAUAUAUAUAUAUAUAUAUUAGGGCUGUCAAAAUAAUUGCGUUAACGGGCAGUAACUAAUUUUUUUAAAUUAAUCACGUUAAAAUAUUUGACGCAAUUAACGCACAUGUCCCGCUCAGACAGAUUUAAAUGACAGUAGAGUGAAAUGCCCACUUGUUAAUUGUUUUAUGGAGUUUUGCCGCCCUCUGCUGGCGCUUGGGUGCGACUGAUUUUAUAGGCUUCAGCACCCAUGAGCAUUGUGUAAGUAAUUAUUGACAAAAAUGGCGGACUACUAGUUUAUUUUUUGAAUGAAAAUUUUACAAAUUUUAUUAAAACGAAAACAUUAAGAGGGGUUUUAAUAUAAAAUUUCUAUAACUUGUACUAACAUUUAUCUUUUAAGAACUACAAGUCUUUCUAUCCAUGGAUCACUUUAACAGAAUGUUAAUAAUGUUAAUGCCAUCUUGUUGAUUUAUUGUUAUAAUAAACAAAUACAGUCCUUAUGUACCGUAUGUUGAAUGUAUAUAUCCAUCUUGUGUCUUAUCUUUCCAUUCCAACAAUUUAUUUUACAGAAUAUAUAUAUAUAAUUUACAGAAAAAUAUGGCAUAUUUUAUCGAUGGUUUGAAUUGCGAUGAAUUACAAUAAUUAAUUUUUAAGUUGUAAUUAACUCGAUUAAAAAUGUUAAUCGUUUGACAGCCCUAAUAUAUAUAUGUGUACAUAAGUAUGUUUAAUUUGGGGAAAAAAGUGAAAAAACAUGUCUUACAUAUAUUAUCUCUUUCCAAUACUAAAUCUGAAUAAAUACAUUGAACACAUACAAAAAAUAUACUUUUGGGGGAGAGGGGGGGGCUACUUUGACAGUUUUUUUACUUAUCGCAUCGGGUUCUGGUCCCCAUUAACCGUGAAAAACGAGGGAUCACUGUACUGUUUUUUUUAGCCAUGCCUAACACAAAACAUCAGAAAAACACUACUAAAUAUUUUGUAUUCAUACACAUUUUAAAAAAUUAUCUUCAAACGUGCACUAUACUCAUGAAAAAAAAAAAAUAAGAAUUCACUUCACAGGGUCUUUAAUGAUCAUGAAAUUGUAUUUCACACGCACAAGAGUUAUACGUUAAAAACAAAUUGUUCUUAAAGAUUAAAGCAAUUAGGGAUGUCCCGAUCCCAUCAGGUGAUCGGAAAUCGGGCCGAUUGCGCCAUUUUUCAGAGGAUCGGAAUCUGGUGAAAAGGAUGUUUUUUUUAUCUUUAUCAUAUAUAUAUAUAUAUAUAUAUAUUUUUUUUUUUUUUUUUUUUUAAUUAAAAAAAAUAUUUGUUUUUCUGUUUCAUGGUCGUACAGCCUCUCACUCUCCAUUCUGCUGCUAUUUUUGGUCACCAGUGCAGCUGGCAUUUGAUACUUAAAGAUGAUUGACAGGUUUGUAGCUUUGAUCUGGCGGGUGAAGGCUCGGUAGCUCUGUGAUCAAAGGCACAAAUGUGUUAAUCAUUGUUUAGUCAACAUUCAUUGUCGAGAUGCUGUUCUCGGCAGUGUGAGCAUCAAAGUGUGAGUGAAUUUGAGUGGACUGAUUCAUAUGAAUGUUAUGGAGAGUUAUUAAAGUAUGGCGUUAAAGGUAAUGCAAUGAAAAAUGUGGGCGCGCCUACAUUUUGUGCUGGUGCACCUUAAGAAAAAAGUGCAACCAGUGCAAAAAGUACCUAAGUGUGCAGCCUUGGCAAUAUUUAUCGUAAUGUUAUUUUUUUCCAUUAUCGUUCCAAUAAGUCAAAUUUAUAUAUUUUCUUUACUUUAAAAAGUAACAAAGCUAUUCAGAAAUACAAUGGCAUCACCAAAAGAUACAAAAAUAUAUACGUUUUAUACUCCGCAACACUCCCAGAAAAAGCGGAAGAAGUGUUUGGAACUUUUGUUCAAAUGAAAACAAAACCAAAAAAAAAAAAAUUUUUUUUUUUUUUUCCAGGAAUAAGAUCGGGACUCUAUCGGCAUAUCCUCAAUAUCAGGUGACUCGGACUUGGGUGCAAAAAUACGCGAUCGGGACAUCCCUAAUAGUAAAUUGAAUACAACAAAACUCCUAUUUCCCCAUUACAGAGAGCUAAUGUACUAAUAAUGGUACUAGUAAAAAAUUAAGAGCCACAGCUUUACAUACAUGGAAGAAUUGCUUUGUUAAGAAGAAACAGGAUGACAAGAAAACUAACUUUUGCACAUGAGUGACAUUCAACAUUUUUUUUUUUUUUUUUUUUGGGCAGAGGUGAUUGCACUUUAACCACAUUAGAUUUUUUUUUAUGACCAAAUAUGUGCUAAUACAACUCUAGUUCAUCAGGUAACACAAACAUAAAAGAAUCACUCUUCUAGUCUAAAACACUGUGCCUGUUUCAAACUUUGCCUCUAAACAAUUCUGACAGAAAAAGCACUGACCACACCACGUUGUUUCAUGAUUAAUGGUCAAACUUUUGCUGUAAAUUUAAAUUGUCACUUUUGUGGAUUUUGCUCUCACUCACUUCCAGUGUCCAAAGAAAAUUUCAGGCGCCGCCAUCACUACAUGUGUAGUGCAUGAUUUGCCAUAUAUUGUAUGACAUGGGAAGAAGACAUGUUGGAGAAAGAAAAAAAAAUGAGUAAAAUGUAUUCAUAUUUUGGAAAAAUAAAUGUAUAAAUUAUAACGGUAUUGUUUAAAGCAAUAUUUUAUUUUUAUUUUUGAAAUAUCCCUUAUAGAUCCAAUUGCCGUUGGGGUAAAUACUGUACAAUUUUAGUUAUUGUAAAAAGAGAAAUUAUAAAAGUAAACAGUGAGUGUACGAAUAGGAAAAUAAAAGGAGUAACAUAA